This is a messenger RNA of Triticum turgidum subsp. durum (durum wheat), 2274 nucleotides long. The record is from the annotation of a GenBank genome assembly. NCBI's taxonomy places the organism in Eukaryota, Viridiplantae, Streptophyta, Magnoliopsida, Poales, Poaceae.
AUGAAGCAAGAGAUCGUGCUGAAGCUAGACUUGCACGGCCGCGUACAGGAGAAGGCGCUCGAAUUAGUCACCAAACUCGCUGGUGUCGAGUCGGUGACCGCGGACCCGAAGGAUGGGAAGAUCACGGUCAUUGGGGACAAUGUUGAUGUGCUCGACGCCGUGCAAAAGCUGCGAAGGGUCCACGUGUACGCUACUGUCGCCUUGGUCAAGCAGAUCAAGAAGAAAGACUACAGCGGCCAGGAGGAGGAAAUUGGUGCCAUUCCGUACAGGUUUACAGACAGGUUCUUGAACCGCAUCACGAAUAAUUUCUCCAAGGAGCGCAUAAUUGGUCGCGGUCGGCGUGGACUAGUUUACAAGGGAAUACAGGACAAUGGGGAAUACAUUGCUGUGAAGAAGCUUAAUCUCAUGUCAGGGCUUGACGAUGAGGAAUUUAACAAUGAGUUUAAUAAUCUUAUGAGGGUCCAACACCAAAAUACCGUACAGUUAGUUGGUUACUGCCAUCAUACAACACAAGUGCUUGCCAAGCACAAUGGAAAACAUGUUUCUGCUAGAGUGGAAGAAAGAUCUCUAUGCUCUGAAUACUUGCACGGAGGAAGCCUUGACAAGCAUCUUUCUAAUGAACCAUGUGCUCUUGUUUGGCGCACAUGUUACAAAAUAAUUAAGGCACUGUGUGAGGGUUUACAUUACCUUCACAAAGGAUUCGAGUAUCCUAUUUACCAUCUGGAAUUGAAACCUACAAAAGUUUUGCUGGAUAAGGAUAUGAUGCCCAAAAUUGGAGGUUUUGGUUUUCCUGGACUCUUUGAUUCAACAGAAACCUCCAACGCAACAGAAGUUAAAGGAACAAGAGUAUACAUGCCGCCAGAAUACAUCAGUAAAUGUCAGAUCACACCAAAGUUUGAUGUCUUCAGUCUAGGCAUUAUAAUCUUGCAAAUAAUGGCAGGAAAGGAAAGCUACACCAAAUGCUUAGAUACUUCCCCUGAAGUAUUUAUUGAGAUUGUAUAUGAAUACUGGGUAAAAAGGAUGCAGCGCACAAUAUCGAAGCAUACUUCACGUGAAGUUAGAACAUGCAUCGAAAUAGCUCUAGAAUGCGUGGAGUCCAGUCCAGUGAACAGGCCUACUAUAAAUCAGAUCAUACACAAACUGAAUAAGAUUGAUGUUGUUGAGUGCUCAUCUGUAGGUCAGCUACAUAGAACAAAGGAGUUUCCAUUCGAGUUCUUAGAAAAUAUUACAAAUGGUUUUUCUGAGCAAAACAUAGUUGGCCGUGGUGGAUAUGGAGUUAUUUACAAGGGAAUGCUGGCCAAUGGAGAAGAGGUUGCUGUUAAGAAACUUCAUCAAAUGUUGUGGAUUGAUGAUGAACAAUUUAAGAAUGAGCUUAAUAAUUUAAUGAUGGUCCAACACAAAAAUAUUGUACGGUUAGUUGGGUACUGCUACCAUACAUCACAGAUAGUUGUUGAGUACAAGGGGAAUCAUGUUUCUGCUAGUGUGGUAGAGAGAGCAAUUUGUUUGGAAUAUGUGGAGGGUGGAAGCCUUGACGAUCAACUUUCCGCUGAACCCUGCAGACUUGAUUGGGACACAUGUUACAAGAUAAUAAAAGGAAUCUGUCAGGGUUUACAUUACCUUCAUAAUGAUGAUACUCCCAUUUACCAUCUGGACUUGAAACCAGCAAAUAUUUUGUUGGAUAAGGAUAUGGCGGCAAAAAUUGCUGAUUUUGGUUUGUCUAGACUUUUUGAUUCAGCACAAACCUAUAUGACACAAUCCGAAGAUAUUAAAGGAACAAGUGGAUACAUGCCCCCAGAAUACAUCAACAGACAGAAAAUCAGUCGGAAGUUUGACGUAUUUAGUCUCGGGGUCAUAAUCAUACAAAUAAUGGCAGGAAAGGAGGGCUACUAUAGUUUUCCAUACUCCCCUCAGAAACAAUUCAUUAAGAAUGUACGUGAAAACUGGCGAACUAAGGAGCAGGCAACAAUGUCGCCCCAUGCAUCUGAAGAAGUCAGCACAUGCAUCAAAAUAGCGUUGAAGUGUGUGGAGGAUGACCGAACGCGAAGGCCUACAAUAACCCAGAUUGUUAGUGAACUAAGCAACAUUGGUGUUGCUAAAAGUUCACGCAUCAGCCAGUGGGCGAACAAGCUGGCUGCAUUCAAGAACUUCUUAUUACCCACUCACUUAAAAGUAAAACAUUGGCCGUUCCUCUUGGUCGCAGUGAUUGCCAUGUUUCCGGCAUGGCUUCAAUUCUGUCCAGAUUCAUGGUGCCAAGGGAUUACAAGGGGAACGUAA